AUGUCACUUCAGCGAGGCAUUUUAGCCGCAGUCCUAGUCGUGUUGGCCUACAUCAUCAAGCUCGUGUGGACUGGAUAUACGUCUUCGCUGUCAAAGUUACCAGGCCCUCGGUACUCCAAAUACACCAACCUCGUCCUUCGUUACCAAACCCUCUCAGGAAAAAGAAUCUUCUACGUAGACAAACUUCACCAGCGCUAUGGCGGCAUUGUACGGAUCGCGCCGAACGAGGCCGCAGUUUCGGAUAUAGCAGGCGUAGCUCAAAUACACAAGAUUGGUGCCGGGUUCUUGAAGUCGGACUUCUAUACGGGCCUUACGCCAACCAAUACACCUGGUAUAUUUGCUAUGCGUGACCCGCAUGCGCAUGCCAGCCGAAGGAAGCUGUUCGCCCGAGCGUUCAGUAACAGCAGCUUGAACAGCAACUGGGAUGUGGAAGUUAGAAAGAAAGCGGUUUUGGCUGUCCAAAGGAUCCAUCGGAAUGCUUCUGGCUCUUCACAGGGCGCCGAUAUCCUCAAAUGGUGGACACUCAUGACGAGCGACGUGAUUGCACACCUCAGCUUUGGAGAAAGCUUUAACAUGCUUGAGCUGGGAAAGCAAACACCGUACAUUGAUGCUAUCCAGGCUGCGCUGCUUGCUGGGGUGUUGCGAGCCGAAAUGCCUAUCGUAUUCAGUAUCCUCCGUCGCAUCCCAUUGGAACAAGCACGGCUAAUCACAACCACCGACGAUGUCGUGUAUGGAUACGGCAGGCGCGCGAUUCAAAACAUGCGUAACAGUAACGGCAAUACUAUGAAUCUAUUUGGUCAGAUGCUAGCUGCUUGUGAAAACAGCGAGAAGGUUGCACUUACAGACAAGGACAUUGUGGAAGAAGCUGGAAAUCUCAUUGUCGCAGGAUCAGACACUACCGCGGUCACUUUGACCUAUCUCGUCUGGGCGGUCCUCCAACAGCCGCAUCUACAGACUCGGCUCGAGAACGAGAUUGCACAACUAAGCGACGAGCUGACCAAAGAAGAGCUCGAGACUGCGCCUGUAUUGAACAGUGUUAUCGACGAAACGUUGAGACUCUAUGGCGCUGCGCCCGGUGCCUUGCCUCGGACCGUUCCCAAGCAAGGCACGGUUAUAAGCGGGUAUCACAUCCCUGGGGGUGCCGUUGUCAGCACUCAAGCUUACACAAACCACCGGGACCCUUCAGCCUUCGCUGAACCACUUCGAUUCGAUGGUCUUCGGUUCUUGAACAAGUCCACGAUGUCAGCCCUUCAGAAAGCAUCAUACAUGCCGUUCGGAGGUGGCUCAAGAGUGUGCAUCGGCAUUCAUCUCGCAUACAUGGAGCUUCGUCUAGCAGCAGCCCUCUUCUUCCGAGAAUGCCGUGGUGCCAAAAUUGCUGACUGCAUGCAGGAUGAGAUGAUGGAGAUGGACAACAGGUUCUUGAUCUCGCCUAAGGGUCAUUGCUGCUAUAUCACAUUGAACCGAUGA
Alternaria atra is the source of this 1467-nucleotide messenger RNA. RefSeq lists its product as uncharacterized. The transcript is spliced from 3 exons. Gene Ontology annotation, molecular function: oxidoreductase activity, acting on paired donors, with incorporation or reduction of molecular oxygen; iron ion binding; heme binding. Lineage: Eukaryota; Fungi; Ascomycota; Dothideomycetes; Pleosporales; Pleosporaceae. The coding region runs from base 1 to 1467 and encodes 488 amino acids. The record is from RefSeq and is a predicted model, not a curated record.